Orycteropus afer afer is the source of this 2421-nucleotide messenger RNA. RefSeq names its product CUB domain containing protein 1 (gene CDCP1). The record is from RefSeq and is a predicted model, not a curated record. Lineage: Eukaryota; Metazoa; Chordata; Mammalia; Tubulidentata; Orycteropodidae.
GAUAUCGCUCUGCCACCUAGAAGCGGCAUUACAAUUUCUAUAAAGUCCGGGAUGCCAGCUGUGCCAGGAAAGCCCUGUUACAUUGUCAUUUCAAAAAGAUACCAACCCACACUAUCCAUCAAGUCUGGAGAAAGAUCAGUCUUUGACUUUAGCUGCCAGAAUCCAGAGAAGCACUUUGUCAUAGACAUCCAGAAGAAUGUUGACUGCAUGUCAGGCCCAUGUCCUUUUGGGAAGGUUGAGCUCCAGCCCUCAACAUCCUCAUUGCCCGCCCUCAACAGAACUUUCAUGUGGGAUGUCAGAGCUCCUAAGAACAUUGGUCUGGAGCUUCAGUUCUCCACACCCUACCUGAGGCAGAUCGGGCCAGGCGAGAGCUGCCCAGACAGAAUCACCUACUCCAUCAAUGGCUGCAUCGAUACCACCACAGUCAGGAUCGGAACCUUCUGCAGCAAUGGCACUGUGUCCCGCAUCAAGAUGCAGGAGGGAGUGAAUAUGACCUUACACCUACCGUGGUGGGACAAGAGAAAUGUCUCUGGCUUCAGCAUUGCAAACCAGUCAUCUAUAAAACGACUGUGCAUCAUCGAGUCUGUGUUUGAGGAUGAAGGCUCGGCAACCCUGAUGUCUGCCAACUACCCUGAUGGCUUCCCUGAGGACGAACUCAUGACUUGGCAGUUUAUCAUACCCCUACACCUGCGGGCCAGCGUCUCCUUCCUCACUGUCAACGUCUCCAACUGCGUGAAGAAGGAAGAGCGGGUUGAAUACUACAUCCCAGGCUCCACCACUAAUCCUGAGGUGUUUAAGCUAAGGGAUCAGCAGCCUGGGAAUAUGGCGGGGAACUUCAACCUCUCGCUGCAGGGCUGUGACCAAGAUCCCCAAAAUCCAGGGAUCCUCAGACUGCAAUUCCAAGUCUUGGUCCAGCACCCACAAAAUGAAAGCAAUAAAACUUACCUGGUUGACCUGAGUAAUGAGCAUGCCAUGUCACUCACCAUCGCACUGCGGUCUGACAGAAUGAGCCACAAGUUUGUCCCUGGCUGCUUUGUGUGCCUGGAGUCUCGGACUUGCAGCACCAACUUGACCCUGACAUCUGGCUCCAAACACAAGAUCUCCUUCCUCUGUGACAACCUGAACCGCCUGUGGAUGAAGGCAGAGAAAAUCAUAAGCUGCACAGACCACCGGUUCUGCCACAGGAAGUCCUACCAUCUCCAGGUGCCUAAGAAUAUCCUCCAGCUGCCUGUGCAGUUGCACGACUUCUCCUGGAAGCUGCUGGUGCCCAAGGACAAGGUGAGCCUGGCACUGGUGCCCACCCAGAAGCUGCAGCAGUCCACCAGCGAGAGAAUCUGCAACACCAGUUUUAGCUACCUUGUGGCCAGCGCCGUUCCUGGGCAGGACCUUUAUUUUGGCUUCUUCUGCCCUGGAGGCUCCAUCGAGCAGAUCCAGGUGAAGCAGAAUAUCUCGGUGUCCUUUCGUACCUUUAAGCCCGACUUCCACCAAGAGGUUUCCAGGCAGGACCUGACUGUGUCCUUUAUACCACAUUUAAAAGAGGAUGGCAUUUUCACUGUGACCCCAGACACAAAAAGCAAGAUCUACUUGAAGACACCUAGCUGGGGUCUGCCACCCCUCACUUCAGUGUCCUGGAAUGUCAGUGUGCCCACGAACCAGGUGGCCUGUCUGACUUUCCUCAAGGAGCACACCGAUGUGGUCUGCCAGACUGGGCGCGCAUUCAUGAUCAUCCAGGAACAGCAGACCCAUGCUGAGGAGAUCUUCAACCUGGAAGACGGGGUGCUUCCCAAGCCAAGCUUGCGCCAUCACAACUUCUGGGUCAACAUCUCCAACUGUAGCCCCGUGAGUGGCAAGCAGUUGGACGUGCUCUUCUGGGUGACACUUACUCCAAAGACAAUAGACCUGACUAUUGUCAUCAUUGCAGUGGGAGGUGGAACCUUACUGCUGUGUGCCCUCGGACUCAUCCUUUGCUACUGGAGAAGGAAGAAAAAGGAGGUAAACAAGGGCCCCGUCGUAGGUAUCUACAAUGGCAAUGUCAAUACCCAGAUGCCGAGGCAGCAAAAAAAGUUUCAGAAGGGACGAAAGGACAAUGACUCCCACGUGUAUGCGGUCAUCGAUGACACCAUGGUCUAUGGGCAUCUGCUGCAGGAUUCCAACGGGUCCUUCCUCCAGCCAGAGGUGGACACCUACCGGCCCUUCGAGGGCCCCAUGGAGGACUGCCCUCCCUCCCUGCCCUCCGUAUGCUCCAAAGCCCCGACUAGAAAAUUGGCCUCAGAGGAGCACCUCCCUUGCUUUUCUCCUGAAUCUGAGAGUGAACCAUACACCUUUUCCUACCCCAACAAUGGGAAUAUGGGCCCUGGGAACAUGGACAUUCCCUUGCAGAACAUCCAGGAGCCAGAGGAGCCAGCAGAUCCAGGGGAAUAA